AUGAUUCAUAAUUGUAAUUCAGUUGCCCCUCUCACAUUCUCGUGGCACACUCUUUUGUCUUCUAUAAGCAAUUCAGUACUUGAAGACCCGGCUGUGUAUCUUGAUCAUGACUCACUCCAAUGCUACAUUCAUGGUGGCAAGUGCGACGCGAGAGGCGAUGGGCAUAUUAUUAAGAAAAUGAGUACAGAUCUCAUAAGGAUAGAUUUGUCUCGUUUUUUGAUCACGUCUCCUGUUAAAAUAGGGACUUCAUCAGGAGGUCUUAGAGUAUCUUUAGAGACUGCAGCACCAAAGUCGAACUUGAAUGAAGCUUCCGCAUUCCAUUUGUUAUACACAGAUAAUCCCAUCUCCAAGUGUCCUUUGAUCACUUCAGAGGCAGAUUCAGGGAUUAUAUCAAACCAGCCUGUCCUACGCCAUAGUCAUAUUUUGUUUCGGCAUGGCUCAUUUCUCGUUCUUCACGGUGGUUGGGACGAUAAUGGGAUGGUCUGCAACAAUAUGCUUGCGUUUCACUUAAUUUCCAGAUGUUGGGAGGACAUUAAAACACUCUACGGUGGAGACGCGUCCCCUCGCAUGUACGGCCAUGCAGUUGCCCCUAUUAAUACAGCUAAGGGACUUUUUCUGGUAAUGGGUGUAGAGUGCAAUCCGAAUGGCACUUUUAUGCCUUCACGCAAGCGUUCAAGAUCAAAGGGCCCUGGGACAAACUCUUGCAGGACAGUGAUGGGCCGACCACCCAACGCACAACGAUCGGGGUUAAGCAUCUACACUCUACGCUUAGAGGAUCGACUUGAGGGAUGGCGUAAAGUGGGGAUAUCCGACGCGGCGACACAUGGCCCCUGUGCUCGGGUCUAUUUCUCAAUAAAUAUUCCACACUCAAGUUUCACUGCCGCGUCUGAUGCGAGUUUGGAUUGUAGUGAAGAACCCCCUAUAGGAGGUGUGGCCUAUCUCGCCGGUGGUAGAAUCAGUUCUACCUAUCUCGUGGAUGUGUGGCGGUAUGAUCUCACAACGGGGCACUGGCGCGAGGUGGUGCUUCCGCCGCAUCCGACAUGCGAUAGAAAACUCUCUCCUUCUCUGGCCGUGCAUUCCCUACAAACACGAGCCCCUUCAGAGGUUCGGCGAGAUCGACGUGUAAACCCUUAUGCGGUGCGAUUGGUGCCUCUGAUUUACAGUCCCCCAAAGGGGCCAGCGCUGCAAAAUGGGGAUGGUAAUCCUUUAGAUGAGAGUGGUAAAUGGACAGAAUGGAUGACCUUUUUGCUGAAGGUACCACGCCGUGAGUCAUCGCAGAAUUGGUCUUCCUCACCUCUUCCCAGCUUAGCGGCUCUAUGCCAAAAGGAUGAGUCGGAAGGCAGUCUACCGAUGGGGCUUCUACCCGAAGAGACACCCACAUUGCUCACUGUACCUGUUACCAAGUGCGGCAAGCUAAGUAUGGCUUUAGAAACAUUCCUUGCUGUAGAUUCUGAGGCCACCCCAUGGCUCUUUUAUCUUAGCAGAGAUAAAAGGCUCGAUGUUGUUAGGGUGCAGGGGUUGUUGUUGUCAAGAUUUCAGGUGAAGCGCUGA
This is a messenger RNA of Phytomonas sp. Hart1, 1551 nucleotides long. The record is from the annotation of a GenBank genome assembly. NCBI's taxonomy places the organism in Eukaryota, Euglenozoa, Kinetoplastea, Trypanosomatida, Trypanosomatidae.